Molecule: messenger RNA, 2421 nt
Organism: Alternaria infectoria
Lineage: Eukaryota; Fungi; Ascomycota; Dothideomycetes; Pleosporales; Pleosporaceae
Exons: 5
Coding region: 1-2421 (806 amino acids)
Biological process (GO): amino acid transmembrane transport
Cellular component (GO): endoplasmic reticulum
Molecular function (GO): amino acid transmembrane transporter activity
Source: RefSeq, a predicted model, not a curated record
AUGGCACCCACCGUCCACAUCAUCGACCCGGAUCCGGAUACAGUCAUUGUGCUCGAGAAUCCGUGCAAGGUAUUUGCGUCUUGGGAACUGGAGGAGGAACGACGGAAUCCAACCUUGUCUGAAGUGCCAGUACCGCCAGAUGACGUAGAUCAUCCACAGCCUCCUUCCCCUUCACCUCGUCAAGAACCUGCACUCGUCGAGAUACCUGCAGAUAGCAGCAUGUAUACCUUGGAUGAAGGCUCCACCGCGCUUGCAGAGCCGUCUUCUGGUGUGCAGUAUACGCCGUCACCGAUCUUACCGGAAGAGCCUGAAGAGGAGUCAAUCCAUUACCAUGUGUCAUCACGCCACCUGAUACUUGCGUCGGCCACAUUCAAGCGAAUGUUAGCACAGGACGGGUUCGCCGAGUCUGUUCGCAACGAAGCCGAUGGCCUUUACCACAUAACCGCUCACGAUUGGGAUGCCGAAGCCUUUCUUGUUGUUUUGCGAAUCGUUCAUGGUCGCAAUAAGCUGAUUCCACGAAAGCAGUCAUUGGAAAUGCUCGCCAAAAUUGCUGUGCUUGAGGACUACUACAACUUCGGGGAGACUCUCGAGACGUUUACUGAGAUGUGGAUCCAGGAGCUUACAAAGACACCUAUACCUAUACAUCAAAUGCACGGUAGAGAUCUGGUAUUGUGGAUCUGGGUUGCAUGGGUGUUUGAUAUGGAACAGCAAUUCAGGAACACCACGGCCACAUCCAUUAGGCAGAUAACUGAAUCCUUCCCGACGUUGGAUCUCCCUAUUCCUGCCAGAGUAUCAGUGGCGGAACAGGGGUCCAAUGUCCGAUGUCAGAAGUCGGGAGUGACAUGUCGACGAUCAUUCGAGCUGCAAACCUCCCUGAACUUCGACAAUGCCACGAUGAGCGAAAGCCAGAAGCUCCUGCAUGAGCAUCCUUCCGACAGCGACUCAGAACCCGAACACGAGCGCAAACCAAGUCCGCGACACCUGUCUCCAUCGCCCUCGUCAUCGCGAACCACCUCCGCGUCUCCAGCACCACCCGGGUCACGCCCAAAUGGCAACAUUAAGCGGCAGUCGUCGUUCGCACAAGCCCGGCCCGAUGGCGCACCGAGAACGCCCAAUCGGGUGCGCUUCGAGGAACCCAGGAGGAGCAUGAAUGGGGAUAACGGCGGCGGCGACUGGCUCGAGCUGGAUGGAGACGACUACUUGGAUGGCAGCGAUGGGCGAGAAAGAACGCAGCGACUUCCUCUGCUUACUGGAAUCGAGGCGCCAAGCGUCACAGUUGCCGAAGAAUCCUUCAAUCCGGAAGACCAUCUCGAGAAUGCGCGACCACGGAGCGGGAUGCGGAGCGCGUUCAUGAACAUGGCAAACAGUAUAAUAGGAGCUGGUAUCAUCGGCCAACCGUACGCUGUUCGCAACGCCGGCCUCGUAACAGGCACCGCCCUCCUCAUCGGCCUUACCAUCGUGGUAGACUGGACCAUACGACUCAUCGUCAUAAAUUCCAAGCUCAGCGGCACCGAUUCGUUUCAAGCCACGGUGCAACACUGCUUCGGCAAAUCAGGGUUGAUAGCGAUAUCCCUCGCGCAAUGGCUCUUACGGGCUAUCAUGGUCUUGCUCAUUCUUGGCAUAUCCUUUCCACUAUCGCUCUAUCGGGAUAUAUCCAAGCUGGCCAAAGCAAGUGGUCUAGCACUGGUCAGCAUGACCAUCAUCAUAGUGACCGUAGUCACGCAAGCCUUCCGUGUACCCGCCGAAUUGAAGGGCCAGCUUCGUGGCAACCUCAUCAUCCGCCCCGGCAUCUUCGAAGCAAUUGGCGUAAUCGCUUUCGCCUUCGUCUGCCACCACAACAGCCUCCUCAUCUACGGCUCCCUCCGCAAACCUACGAUCGAUCGAUUUACACGCGUUACACACUACAGCACCAGUAUAUCUUUGGUAGCAUGUCUUGUCAUGGCUCUAACAGGCUACUUGACCUUCGGAGACAAGACACUCGGCAACGUGCUGAAUAACUUUCCGAAUGAUAACCUCAUGGUCAAUAUUGCGCGACUGUGUUUCGGCCUCAACAUGCUUACUACGCUUCCGCUCGAAGCCUUUGUAUGUCGAGAAGUCAUGACCAACUAUUGGUUUCCAGACGAGCCGUACCAUCCGAACCGCCAUCUCAUCUUCACGACCUCGCUCGUCGUCUCCGCCCUCACACUCUCCCUCCUUACCUGCGAUCUCGGUAUAGUGUUCGAGUUGUUCGGCGCAACAUCUGCAUGCGCAUUAGCCUUCAUCCUGCCUCCUCUUUGCUACAUGAAGCUGAGCCAAAGAAGCUGGAAGACGUACUUGGCUGGGGCUGUUGCGGCAUUUGGAGGUAUCGUUAUGGUCAUCAGCAUCAUUAAGACGACGAGCAAAACGAUGAUGGGUAACAGUGAAGGGGCCAAAUGUAGUUGA